GUGCAGGUCGGUAGUGACGGGGGGCUGCUUUGUUCUCCUCCAGAUGAAGUUCGCACUGGCACCUACCGCCAGCUCUUCCACCCUGAGCAGCUCAUCACAGGCAAGGAAGAUGCUGCCAAUAACUAUGCCCGAGGGCACUACACCAUCGGCAAGGAGAUCAUUGACCUUGUCUUGGACCGAAUUCGGAAACUGGCUGACCAGUGCACGGGUCUUCAGGGCUUCCUGGUUUUCCACAGCUUUGGAGGGGGAACUGGUUCCGGGUUCACCUCCCUGCUGAUGGAACGCCUCUCUGUCGAUUAUGGCAAGAAGUCCAAGCUGGAGUUCUCCAUUUACCCAGCUCCCCAGGUUUCCACUGCUGUAGUUGAGCCCUACAACUCCAUCCUC
Suricata suricatta (meerkat) is the source of this 384-nucleotide messenger RNA. Its product is annotated as tubulin alpha-1C chain-like. The annotation marks the transcript as partial. Lineage: Eukaryota; Metazoa; Chordata; Mammalia; Carnivora; Herpestidae. The record is from RefSeq and is a predicted model, not a curated record. Gene Ontology annotation, cellular component: cytoplasm; microtubule. Gene Ontology annotation, biological process: microtubule cytoskeleton organization; mitotic cell cycle. Gene Ontology annotation, molecular function: structural constituent of cytoskeleton; GTP binding. The transcript has 2 exons.